Pseudocercospora fijiensis CIRAD86 is the source of this 1293-nucleotide messenger RNA. RefSeq lists its product as uncharacterized. The transcript has 4 exons. Lineage: Eukaryota; Fungi; Ascomycota; Dothideomycetes; Mycosphaerellales; Mycosphaerellaceae. The record is from RefSeq and is a predicted model, not a curated record. Gene Ontology annotation, cellular component: cytoplasm. Bases 1 to 1293 code for a protein of 430 amino acids. Gene Ontology annotation, molecular function: cysteine-type deubiquitinase activity. Gene Ontology annotation, biological process: protein deubiquitination; ubiquitin-dependent protein catabolic process.
AUGCCUCCCAAACGAGGUCAGAAGCGCAAAGCUUCGGCGGCCUCGAAUGGGCCCUCCGUCAAUGGCCAUCCGCCUCUCGCGCCCCCAGACCGCGAUACCUGGCCAGGAUGGGUCGAGAUGGAGAGUGAACCCGCAUUCUUCAAUAUCAUGCUGAAGGAAAUGGGCGUUCGAGGAGUGCAGGUGCAAGAUGUUCUUGAUUUGCAAAUGCUGCCAGCCAUGCCUCAACCAAUCCACGCUCUGAUAUUCCUUUUUCGCUACAAGCCUCAAGAUGAAGCAGAUAAUUACACAGGUUCCGAGCAGCAACAUAUUUGGUUUGCCAACCAAGUGCCCAGCUUCGCAUGUGCUUCCGUUGCCCUUCUGAAUAUCGUCAACAACAUUCCCGGCCUAACCAUGGGACCUGAGCUGCGCAACUUCAAAGAAUUUACCAAGGAUAUGGAUCCAUUGACCCGCGGAGAUGCCAUCGACACUUUCGACUUUGUCAGACGAAUACACAAUUCAUUUGCACGUGAGAGCGAUUUGCUGAACGCCGACCUGCAUCUCAAGAACAAAUUUGAUCACUUUAAGAAGAGGGAAGCAGCUGCCAAAGCACGCACGCCGAAGCCUAGAGAUACCAACGUUUACAAAUCUGAAGCAGAAGAACCUGAAGAAGGCUUCCACUUCAUCGCAUACAUGCCCAUUGGCGACCAUGUUUGGAAGCUGGACGGCUUGGACUACUAUCCACACGACAUGGGUUCUUUCGGCGUCGGAGGUAACGGAUCCGAUGGAGGUACGGGCGACUGGUUACACGUUGUCGCACCGACGAUCGAAAAUCGCAUGGCACAAUAUGCGGGGGCCGACAUCGAGUUCAACAUCAUGGCUGUGGUGCACGACCCUGUUGCAACUGCCAAAAAUGAUCUGCUAAAGAACAUAAAAAAUCUACAACUCAUUGACAAGAGACUGGACGUGGUGUUCGAGGAUUGGAGAUCACUGGAUGGAGCAGAAACGAAGAAAGAUACCAUUACCGGCAUCUCUCUUGAGUUCGAAAUUAUUCAGCCGCAUGUCGAUGCCGUUGAUCUGUCUCCUGAAGAGGAGAAGAAAAUUUCCGGAGAGUACGACUUCAUGGAGCUGAUCAAAAUGCGCCAAUCGGUCAUCGCGAAUCAAGCGGAGCUGCGAGGUGCACUGCGGAUGUCAGAUGCGUUUGGCAAUGACGAGGAAAAAGCGCGGCACAGGAGGCAUGAUUAUGGAAGAUUUGUGAAGGGCUGGCUGGGCGCUCUCGCCGAUGCGACGCUGCUCGGUGAUCUUGUCGACGGAUGA